This is a messenger RNA of Clupea harengus (Atlantic herring), 843 nucleotides long. Its product is annotated as odorant receptor 131-2-like. Gene Ontology annotation, molecular function: olfactory receptor activity; G protein-coupled receptor activity; odorant binding. NCBI's taxonomy places the organism in Eukaryota, Metazoa, Chordata, Actinopteri, Clupeiformes, Clupeidae. Gene Ontology annotation, biological process: detection of chemical stimulus involved in sensory perception of smell; G protein-coupled receptor signaling pathway. Gene Ontology annotation, cellular component: membrane. The record is from RefSeq and is a predicted model, not a curated record.
AUGUCUGAAAACAGCACUAACCAGAAGAUCCUGAAAGGAAACGACCCCAUUCGGCUCAUCCUGACCACAGCCCUGGUACAGAUCUUGGUGUGGCCUUUCAUCUCAAUCAAUCUAUUUAUGUACUUCACCUACCGAAAGAAACCAGCACUUUGGGCAGAACCGCGCUACGUGCUCUUCUCCCAGACACUGCUCGCUGACUCGGCCCUUUUCCUAAUGACUGACUUUGCGGUCAUCACCAUUCAUGUUCACUUGCUGCUGCCGCUAGCUUUCUGCAUCCCGUUCGUUGCCCUCCUUCACGGGUUGACUUUUGCCUCACCGACCUUAAUCACGGUCAUGUGUCUGGAGCGCUACGUAGCCAUCUGCUUUCCCCUGCAACACGUCAAUGUUUUCACCCCAGGCAGGACUGUGUUCUUUUCAGUCGUGGCAUGGUUUCUGAGCUAUAUGCGACCGUUUGUCGACCUGUGCAUCUUCUUUUCAACUGUGUCCAAGAGCUACUUAAAUGGACUGAACUUUUGCUAUUAUGAAAUUCUCCUGGUGGCCCAGUGGCACAUGAAAAUGAGGGGCAAUUUGUUUAUUUUGAACUGUCUGGUGAUUCUACUCAUCCUGUUCUUUUGUUAUGUGGCGAUCAACAGAGUCGCUCGACGGGCCUCAGGGGAGGACAAGCAGGCUGCUUCCAAGGGCCAGCGGACCAUGCUGCUUCACCUCCUGCAGCUCUUCCUGUGCACGCUAGAGGUCUUAUGCCCUUACAUUGAGGCCCAGAUCAUGAAGAUCGAUCUGGACAUGUAUAUCAUUACAGUGCAAAGAGAACAGAACAGAAAUGGGCUGCUGCAGGCUCGGCACUGA